AUCAACACACCAUGCUCUAAAAUUGCCGACUAAUAAUUAACGAAUACUUCCACUGGAUGAGUAAGAUACCUGUCGAGGACGUACUUGUCAUGUUGCACAGACACAAUGGCAGACUACGGGACACAUUUUCAAACAAGAAGCGAUCGUGCCAGCAACUUUGGGAUAACCCCGACGACGAUCGGGAGAGUUCUCUCUUGCGGCUCUCUUGCAAAAUCAGUUCGGUCGGUCACGUGCUCACCCCGUCAUCGCGCUCAUAUCGUAUCGGGCGAUUGGUGAUCGCAUUAGCGCGCGGCGCGAAUUCAGUUUCACCGUGUCACAUCGGAUCGCUUAACGCUCGCGUUCGUCCAGUCGGAUAAAGUGUUAUCGACGCGACGGAUAUACAUUGUAAUAUACACCGGUAAACUCAUCGUCGGGUCUCGCGCGGCCCUACGCGCUGCAUGCGUGCACUACGCGCUCUCUCGAUUCGAGUGCAUCGCCGUCGUCGCGGCCGCGGUGGUCGCCGAGUCGGAUCACGAACGCACACGAUACUCUCGCGACGUUCUCUCUCGUCGCUCAGUCAUCGCUCGAGUCGGCACACGUAGCAUGGAGAAAUGUCGGGGAACGCUGAAGAAGGUCUCUCAGCGAGCCCGGAGAUCGAGCUGCUGCUGUCCAGUCGCAUACGUGGCGACAUGCCUACGGGCGUAUGCAUGAAAGCUCAACCUGGUGAACGGAGUGCCACGGACGAGCCGUACCACCGAGCUGACGUCUCGUCGUCGUCGUCGUCGUCGUCGUCAAGGCCGACGUCGCAGGAUAAAUACAUGAGAUCAAGUCGUAACGCGCAGGUCGAGGAACCCUCGGGCAAUUCGGGCGCCGCGAUAACGCCGCCAUCGAUUACCGUAAACGACGCCGUGGAAAAUGACGAUCCGCCACCUUACGUCGCGAUCCCGCCGCCUUACAGCGCGAUCGCGCCACCGAAUCACGUCGGCUGGCCGUAUGGUCCUUUCUCAUUCGGCAACUCGUAUUCCACGGACGCAUCGCCCUACACAGUGGAAAUGCCGUUGGCGCCUUUCCAAAGCUCUCGAGCGCCCACGGCUUUCCAUCCCGAGGAGACUAACCGCCGACACAUGUCGCUGCCCUUAACGCCUUACCGGUUCUUCAAGUUCGGUUACCGCAGCGGCUUGAGGGAAAGGUUGCCCGCGGACGACAGGAUCACCGAGAAAAUCGAAGACAGGGGAUCACGAAAAUACGGAGCUAUCCUUAUGGCAGCAGCGGUCAUCAUCUCUCUCAUGGCCUUGUCCUUGAUGGUGCGUUUCAUUAUGGAGAAAAGUUGGUGGCGGGGAUGACAAAUCGUCAUUGGAAUCGGCACUCACGUCGACAUCAUAAAUCAUGACCUAUGAGACAUCUUUGUUAAUCUGAAUUAAUUUAUUUGAUGAAUUAUUGAAUCUGUAAUUAAACCUUAGUUAAGGUGACCAGAUUUUCCAAACCCAGAUCUACGACCUUUCAUAAAUGUGUGAAGCGAAGUGGAGGAAGAGGAGACAGAUAUAUCACUAAAUAUUACUUAUAUAUAUACAUAUAAAACCAUAUUUUAUUCAUAGACAUGUGAAAAAUAACAACAGUGAAAGCUUACUGUAUAGAGUAAAAGUAGAACCUGUCGUUAAGAUAAAAUUUUUGUUAUCCUUAUUUAAAAUUAGGAAGAAGAAGCAAAAUUGCUGUAUUUACUAGAACUGUGAAUUUUCUUGAGAAGAUUUUUUUUGUCAGAAGAAUUUUAAGAAUCCUCUAAGCCGGGAUAAACCGGGGUACUUUGACCAAAUCUCAGUUAGUGUAUGAAAAAAUCUAGAAAAAUUCAGAACAAAAGAAAAACGAGACGUCUGGUCACCUUACUUCAAUGCAAUGUAAAAAAAAUUGUUUUCGAUCAAUUUCGCGAACGUGUUUAUCUCUACACAUGUUUACUCUGCACGUGUUUAUCUCUACAUUAGGAGGAGAGAAAAAUUUAUAUUACGUCAAAGUUAGAUGUUUUCAGUUCCCGACCUCUUCCUAUUUCGAUAGCACAAUCACGCGGUUUGUUCAUUCUUCAAUAGAGAAGUUGUGAAUACGCAUCAGCGAAUAAUGAUCAUAUUAAAGACGCACUUAUAUUAGUACUAUGUAAUAUCUUUAUAUCGUAGAGCAGAGGUUAGAGCAGAGGUUAUCGCAAUGUUUCGUGCGAACAUAAAAUUUUUUAAUUCUCUUUCUAACGCACGAUAACGUUUCCUCUAGAAGAUAGAAUAAUAUACGAGUACAUAACAAAUAUAAGUUUAUUUUAUUGGAUAUGAUAGUUGUACGUUAAGAUAAUAAUAACUGAUAUAUAAUGAUAAAAUGAUAGAUAAUAUAAAUUUUGAUAUUGACAAAUAUACAUAUGUAUAUGUAUAUAAGAUAAAAUGUAUAUGUAUAUAUGUAUAUAUCGCGACUUGUGUCAUAAUAUUAAAUACGUGAUUAAAUA
Molecule: messenger RNA, 2455 nt
Organism: Odontomachus brunneus
Lineage: Eukaryota; Metazoa; Arthropoda; Insecta; Hymenoptera; Formicidae
Exons: 3
Coding region: 591-1322 (243 amino acids)
Source: RefSeq, a predicted model, not a curated record